UCUGCCUAAGCUUUGGUCUCAUUUUCAUUGUUUUAGAAAUAAAGUUGAUCAAGAGCUGGAACAAGAUGGCGUCUGUGCUCCAAAAUGUCCAAGCAACAGUGGCGAGGAGAAAACACCGGCUCCUAGCUGACCUCAAUGAGGAUGAGAGCCCUGUGCCUGACAAAUUCAAGAGAAGGGCCUCUCUGAGUUCUCUCAAUACCAUUCGCAUGUCUUUAAGGAAACGGGUACCAUUAAAGCCAGUCGAGUUGAAUUUUCAUGAAACCCCAACUAGGGAAAGUCUGGAACCAAGGCAGAGGUGCCAAACUCUUCAGACUAUUAAAAGAACAGCAAAAUAUGCUUUUGGAACAGUGUCCCAGAAAAUACAGAAGUCUUGCCAAAGCCCAGUACGCUCAAUGGUGACCUUUCCAGCUGAAUCCAUCAGCAGAAGCUGUGCAACCAGUUCUACCAAAAAAAGAACUGCUACACCUCAAACACCUUGCUAUAUGAGUGUUACUCCAGCAGCCAGUUCCAAAGGCACUCCAAAGUCCAGCAAAAGGGCCUUGCUUGGGCCAACAAAGGUGUCAGAACAUAGAGAAUGGAGGGAUUUCUCAUCCUGGCUUGGUAAAAAUGCUCUCUCUCUCCGGAGAUCCAGAAGAGCAGCAGCACUGAAGAGCCCUUAUUCAUCUCCUGCUCCUUCCAGCAGAAAGAUAGAGUUUGACUGUGAGCUGGAACUGGUCUCCUCAGGGAUUUGCCAGUUGAAGCAUAUCUCCCAAGCAUUUGAUGAUGCCAUUGUGAAAGAGGAGAGGCAACAAGCAAUAUCGAACUACUACUAUCUAAUGGCACGAAACUCACAGUCUGUACAUCGAUCCCUGAAACCAUCUCAAGCUAUCAGAAUGCAAGCAAAGAAACUCCAUCAAACACUUGGUACCUAGACAGAGAUGGCUGUAACUAUUUUUUCAUGUUUCCAAGUUUAUGAGCACAUAUAAGGGAGAGGUCUGAAUAGCACCUGAAAGGCUGCACUCUAUACA
Messenger RNA from Melospiza georgiana, 1007 nucleotides. It is a transcript of the gene PIMREG, whose product is annotated as PICALM interacting mitotic regulator. The coding region runs from base 66 to 911 and encodes 281 amino acids. Lineage: Eukaryota; Metazoa; Chordata; Aves; Passeriformes; Passerellidae. The record is from RefSeq and is a predicted model, not a curated record. The transcript is spliced from 4 exons.